Messenger RNA from Rotaria sp. Silwood2, 1314 nucleotides. The record is from the annotation of a GenBank genome assembly. NCBI's taxonomy places the organism in Eukaryota, Metazoa, Rotifera, Eurotatoria, Philodinida, Philodinidae.
AUGUCCUAUGCAAAACAGUGGCAGGUAACAGGAGCAACAGCAACAGCAACAAAUUUCAGUCAAAUAUUAGCAUCAGAAGCACGUCUUAGUCGUCUUCAUCGUUUAUUUAAAACACAUUUUAAUGUUACUGAACCAUCACUUGUACUUGAACCUUAUCUAUUUCUUGGCAAUUGCAUUUCAGCACACGAUACGCAUCGCCUAUCAAAUUUAGGUAUUCGUUAUAUUCUUAAUGUAGCUAUACGUGAUGUUGAAUUAUGUCCAUAUUAUUCAAAUGAUAUACGUACACUUACAAUUGAUCUUCGUGAUGAUGAUAGAGAAAAUAUUAUACGAACUUUUGAUCAUGCAUUCGCAUUUAUUGAUGAAGCACGACGAAAUAAAUCUCGCGUACUUGUUCAUUGUAGUCAUGGACAAAGUCGAUCACCAGCUAUUGUUAUUGCUUAUCUCAUGCGUACAUACAACGUUCCACUUGAACAAUGUCUUAACCAUGUUAUUAAAGCUCGUCCAUGUGUUUUACCUAAUGAUGGUUUUUUAAAACAAUUAAUUCUUUAUGAUCGUUUUCUUGUUGAUAGACGUCGACAACGACAAGAAGCAGCUAUAAUGAAAGUUGUCAAUACUGUAUCACCAACUGAAAUUCCAAUUCAACAUAAACCAUCUGUUACACCAAAACCUACACAACCAAAACUUCCUAUAAUAUUACCUCCAGCAGAAGAUUCUGCUAAUGAGACUUCUAAUAAUACGCAGUUAUCAUCUGUUGAUUCAUCAAGUUUAGGACAAACAUCAACAUCAAGUAUUCAAACAUCAGCAUCAAGUGUUCAAUCAUCAACAAGUGCUGAGUCAGUACAUAUCAUUCCAAUUCAAGUUCAAUCAAAAGUAUCUCAUCCGGAAAAGGUUAAACCAGUUCUAAUUGAAACACCACCGGCUCGAGAUGAACCUACUGAACAAGAAAUAAAAGAUGAUGUUAAAAAUUUUUUUAAAAAAGUUGCUGUCACAAAUUUAGCAAUGGCAUCUGGCAAAACAGGUCGUGACAUAAUGGUAAUUAAUCAUGCAGUACCAUAUAAAAAACGACCAGGUGCUUUCAUUACAAAUAUUGUUAAGCAAACUAAUUCGUCAUCAUCACGAUCUCGUUCAGCUCAUUCAGAUCGUAUACAAAUGAAUCAUCAAAAUUAUUCUUCACCAUCAAAUACAGCUGAACAAUGGGAAAUCAUUCCUUAUUAUUAUAAAAAUAAUCGUAAAUUACAAGAACAAAAACAAACAAAAUACAUUACAGAAAUUUAUGAUAAAGCAACAAAGCGUUUUAUUCCAAUAACAUGUUGA